GGGUUAGUGCCUUCUAAAUUUGACCACAGUAGAAGCUUCGUGGAGUUGUAGUUCUUGAAUUUCUAGUCUAGCCUACCCAAUUUCAGCUCAGUGAGAGUAGAGUAGCCUACAUUAUCGCCACUGAAGCGUCUCACACCUCUCCGUGCUCUGUUUAGGCUACUGUAUGGUGAUCAGGAUAUCAAAAUACGACGCGGUCUUCCUCCAACACAAAAAAACAAGACCAACCUGUUGUUCAGCCCACUCGAAGAGAGGACAAGUUUGUUUGGGCUUUGUUUUCUACACUAGUGUUGUGUCCCGUGCUGACAAUGGACAUCUAGUAGGUGUGGAUCUAUUGAGUGGCGAGAGGGUUCGAGGAAACUUCGUGGCGAGUGCUUGUUACAGGUGGAACGAACCAACGACAGUCUGCGAUGAAGCCGAGCGCUAAAUUCCCGGAGCUCCUGGAUUUGAGCUUUUUGUCCGCUGAUGAGGAAGCGGCGAUCCUUAAAGUUUUGCAGAGAGAUGAAGAGUUGAGAAAGUUUGACACCGGACGCCAAAGGCGGCUGAAGGCCACCACUCCAGACCCAAAGCAGGUGAGGGUCAUGACGGGUGAGUGGUUCGAGGAUCUGAAGACAAAACGUUACGGCCAGCCAUGCGACAUCACAGCUGUCGUAAAGUCCUCAAUGAGGAGAAAGAGGACACCAGGUGCACCCAAGAUUAACCCCUUCAUGACUUACACUGCAACAGAAGCCCGGGGAGAUUCAAAUCAGUUAUCCACCUCCAGGCAUCUUCCGGCUUUUGCUGAAGAGACAUACCGGGAAUACACUGAUGAAGAUUUCAAUCUGAAUGAUGAGCCUUCCUCCUCUGAAAUUGGCCGACAAAAAUCGCCAAGCUACAACGAUGAAGGGGCAAAGCAGCCUGCUGGAAAAUCCUCUAACCCUUUCCUCAACGCACACACCCCCGCCAGCGCUGCUGCCAGUGCUCCUGACAAUCAUUCCCCAGGAGUAAACGAUUUACCUCCUGCCGAGAACAGGAGUUUCGCCUUCAUGCCUUUCAAGUCUAGCGCCACCCCGAAGGAUGCCGUCACGCCGGCCGAGUCGAGCAGGAUGGUGUCUCUCCCCCCCGCUUUACGUAAAGGGGCAUCUGUGGAAGACAGCUGGGUGAAGAUAUCUGUUGAACCCAACACCGUGGCCCAAUCUGAUUUGAGACGAGAUGGAUGUGAUGAGUCGGAGGCCCAUACUAGUUGCUCGUCAUCAGACUCUGAAGAGUCCCAGUCGGUCCCUCAAACACCCUUUGAGCCAGUCCUUCUGCAAUACAAGGAGAAUGUCUCGGACAACGUAAACAUUUCUCACGUACGUGAGAGGCCGUUGCCUCACCGGAGAACAUUUGUAAAGAGAAGCGCUGAUUCUGACAAAGCAGAGCGCUCAGAGCCUGAAACCACAAGCUCGCUCUCCUCGAACUCGACCACUGAGCCAACGGAAGUGAUAAGUUAUGAAGCUGCUUCCUUCAGAUCCCAAUCUUCAGAAGUCACUUCCUGCUCUAGCAGUGAGUCUGCAGAUGUUCUUGAGAAAAGUGCGUUUGAGAUGGAGGGGCCGGAGGGGAUUACACUGAAGAAACAGCCCCGGAUGGACUUCGGUUAUCCAUCACAAAGUGCCACACAUACCCCACAAGUCACAGGCAUUGAGGAGUUUGAAAACAUACAGGUGUUGUCCAGUGUAAGAGAUGUGGAUAGCAGCGAGAAGGAGAGUCAAGGAGGAGAUUCGCACGCGAGUGCUUACAUAUUUGGCAAAAUGGCCUCACAUUCAGCAGAGUUCAAAAGCAAGGAAACAGAAGAUGAGACAGUUGGUGAAAACAAAGCUCUUGGCAUCAAACACAAGGCCUUCGAGCCAGCCCAGCUAAAUAAAGCUCCCUCAGCAGAGAGUCAAGAUUCUCCAGUGGACAUCUGCGAGUCUAUUCAGUAUGCUGGCCGUGAACAGCCAGAGGACAAAUUAGUUGAUUUUGGUAAGUCUCCUGAGGUGGAAUAUGAGAUUCCAAAACUGAAUGCUCAUUCCUUUACAGUUGCUCAUGCAGAAGAUGAAAUGCUAUCUAGUGAAUUAAGCAGCUCACAAUUUGGCGACAGGCAUCAUGCUAAGCAGACUGAAAACAACUAUAUCAGAGAAGUCAAUUUUGAGGUUCGUACCAAAGAAGAUGAAUUGGGAGGAAGUGAGAGGGGUACUGAAAUGAAAUUGCCGUCUACGCAAACAGAGGUCCCGUGGGGCAGAGACCAAAUGGAGCUCCAUGACUCUCUCCCUGAGAUAAGGCCUGGAGGAGACACACAUUCCUCGUCUUUAACGAUGUCGGGCUCGGUCAAAGGGGAGAUCGGCGUGGCGUUGAACACGCCUGCAAAUGGUGUCCUCAGUGCACGAAUGAAGCCCCCGAGGGCUUACAGAGUCCUGCCGUUACAGUCUAGUGACGAUCACAUGACCAGCGGACAGGACGCACACACAUCCUCAGAGGUAGAGGAAGUGGCCGUGGGCGAAAUCAGAGGCGCCGCAAAACCUCCUCGGUACGAUCAGGAAGAUACAUGGCCCUCGUCCCCCAAGUCCCAAGAGGUCAACCGAGACAUGGCACUGGGCACCUCCUCAUCGGCCCCUGGUUUAGAUGAAGAGACGGUGUCAACUGGUGCUCCAUGGGACACAGAGGGGGAUGUUGGUGAUGUUGUAGAGCUCAGUGGCAGUGAUUCCACUGAGUCUGUGAUUCUCAAUGAGACGCUUAGUGGAGAUGGCAGGCAGGAGAUGCGCAAGAGGGAUGCUGAUCUGCCUGAGCGGGUCGAGUCUGCAGGCUCGCCCUUUGAAGUGCUGCAGGGAAACCCCUUUGCGUUUGCUGCUGUCGGUGGUGUGCGUGUGUCUGAGGAGAGAAGCGUGACCCCUGAACAUGUAUCCUCAAGUGUUGAUGUACGUCCUCUUAGGCCCGAAGACCAGCCCGACCCAACUGUACAACUGGGAAAUGGAAAUUACAAAAUACCGGCCAUAGUCGUCAUGCCCUCUGAGCAGGCUAGUGGAAUUAAAGAGGGAGGAUCACAGUCUGAAGCAACCAAAGGGAUUAUCGCAUCCAAUGCUGAAUGGGAGGAUGAGGGGCUCGACUCAGGCGAUGACCAGAGUUCAGUGUCCAGCUACGGUUCCGAGCUCUCAGGCAGGAAGAGUCACCUGUCGAAUGCAUUAUCUGCAGGGCGUAUGGGCAGUUUGAUGAGCAUUUACAGUGACGCCGGGGAUUAUGGGAACGUGCUGGUGCAAGGGGCGGUGGAGUUUGCGAUGAUGUACAGCCCGGCUGAAGAACUCAUCAUCAUGGUGGAACAAUGCCAGGACCUGGCCUAUGGCAGUGCACGCAAACAACGCACUGAUCCAUAUGUGAAGACAUACCUCCUCCCAGAUAGGUUUCGACGCACAAAGAGAAAGACCUCCAUUAAGAAGAACACAAACAGCCCAGUUUAUGUUGAAUCACUCAGGUACAAGAUUAAGAAGAAAGAUCUGAUGGACAAGAUGUUGCACCUGUCCGUCUGGCACAAUGACUCCAGGGGCAGAAACGUCUUCCUGGGCCAGGUGGAGCUUAACCUGAAGACGUGGGACUGGGGGCACGAGGCUCUCACCUGGUACAAUUUACAGGCCAAGGGUGGUGAGGGGCAAGAAUCUCAGGACUAUCGAGGAACGUUGUUUGUCGCACUGAAAUAUACACCUGCAGUGUCAACAGGUGGCUCCAAGCAGAACACUGGAGAAGUCCAUGUGUGGUUGAAAGAAGCUAAAGAUCUCUGUCAGCUUAAGUCAAAUAGUGUGGACUCCUUUGUGAAGUGUUACAUGUUACCGGACACAAGUAAGAAGAGUCGUCAGAAGACGAGAGUGGUCAAGAAGUCUCUGAGCCCCGUGUACAACCACGCCAUGGUGUUUGACGGCUUCCGGGCGGGCGAGGUGCGAGAGGCCUGCUGUGAGCUGACCGUGUGGGAGCACCACAAACUCUCCAAUCAGUUCCUCGGCGGGCUGCGACUCAGCGCAGGAACAGGCGAGAGCUACGGCAAACAAGUGGACUGGAUGGACUCUGUGAAUCAGGAGGUUGAAAUCUGGGAGCAAAUGCUGGCCAAGCCAAACAACUGGGUGGAAGCAGUAAUCCCGCUGCGCUCCUCCAUGACACCCCGGAAGUGAAGUCUUCUGCUGGAGGACACAAGAGUGAAGGUCAUAUGAGUGUCUUAACGACUACGUGCGAAACUACCAGUGCCGUGGGCUUGAUAUUUAUGGAAUUGUUCUUGUGAUUGUCAGGUCUGUGUGACUUAACCAGUUGUUGUAUAUAAUACAAAAUGUUCGUGACGCAAAGCCGCUGUUAUCUCCCUCCAUCUUCCCCUUUUCCCAGAAAUCACUGUCUUUUCAGAUGUGACUACAUGAGGUGUUUACAUAAAAGGAUCUCUGAUUGGAAUAAAUAACUUUUCCUCUAA
Alosa sapidissima (American shad) is the source of this 4435-nucleotide messenger RNA. Its product is annotated as synaptotagmin-like protein 2. Gene Ontology annotation, cellular component: plasma membrane; exocytic vesicle. The transcript has 15 exons. NCBI's taxonomy places the organism in Eukaryota, Metazoa, Chordata, Actinopteri, Clupeiformes, Clupeidae. Gene Ontology annotation, biological process: exocytosis; intracellular protein transport. Gene Ontology annotation, molecular function: small GTPase binding; neurexin family protein binding. The record is from RefSeq and is a predicted model, not a curated record. The coding region runs from base 408 to 4148 and encodes 1246 amino acids.